Notechis scutatus (mainland tiger snake) is the source of this 641-nucleotide messenger RNA. RefSeq names its product C-type lectin domain containing 19A (gene CLEC19A). The record is from RefSeq and is a predicted model, not a curated record. NCBI's taxonomy places the organism in Eukaryota, Metazoa, Chordata, Lepidosauria, Squamata, Elapidae.
GAGAUGCCCUUCAGGUCAUCGAUGAUCUACGGGUGGAAUUUCUGGGCAGCUUUGUCUGCCGCCUUCCUUGCAGCCCAUACAUUCCCGCACACCAAUAUUAAAAUAAGCCAAGCGUUGCCAGAGUCCAUCCUGUCUUAUUCCUGCCCUCUCUUCUGGACCGAAUAUGAAGGCCACUGUUACCGAUAUUUCCCGGUUAAUAAAACUUGGGCGGAGGCCGACCUGUAUUGCGCAGAGUUUUCUAUCGGAUUGAAAUCGGCCAAAUUAGCAUCUAUUCACAGCUGGGAAGAAAAUGUGUUUGUCUACGACCUUGUAAACAGCAGGGUGCCUGGGAUACCCACAGAUAUCUGGAUGGGGUUGAAUGAUCUUAGACAGGAGAGCAACUUCGAAUGGACAGAUGGCUCUCCCUAUGACUACAACUACUGGGAUGGGAAUCAACCGGAUGAUGGGAUCCACACUAUACCGGAGGACGAAGACUGCGUCCAGAUCUGGUACAGAUACAGCAGUGCGCUACGAUCUUGGAACGACAAUAGCUGCAAUCGAGAAUUUCCAUUUGUGUGUAAGAUCCCGUCUUUGGCAGCUGAUUAACCGGCUUCCCUGCCCUGGAGAAAUGAAACAUCUGACUUCAGAAAGAUCAGCAGGAG